AUGAGAGAGAAGGAGCUUGACCUCUUGCUGUGCUUCAUAACAAAAGAACCGCUAUGUCUGAGUCCAAACCUAGUUGUUCAAGGCUACAAAUCUGUUGGCAAAACGUACACUGUUUUGAAUUAUCUUCAUGAGCUAGGAAUAAAGAAGAGUAUAGUCAACUGCGAUGAAUGCAUAACUCAGAAGAUCUUACUACAAAGAUGCCUCAUGUCAAUAAUGGCGGAAAGUGGAAAGGAAUAUGACGCACUGAAUUUCAUGUACAAAGGUUUGAAAGCGGCUCGAACGUCUGUCUUGUGUGAGAACUUUGCAUACUUUUUGAUGCUGUUAGAACAGUUUAUUGUUGCUACUGGUUACAAUGAACCACAUGUCCUUGUGCUAGAUAGAUUUGACCAAUGUUGCGACCCCACUGAUGAUCUAUUUUCUGCAUUUGUCAGAUUGCAAGAACAUUCCGUCAUCCGCAAUAUCAGUGUCAUUUACAUCACCUCUCAUGAUGACCCACGAGAGAUAUCCACUCUAUCUGUUCCGCACAUACAUUUCGGACCAUAUUCCCAGGAUCAACUCGUCGAAAUUUUGCAAGCAAAACACUCUUUCCACUUGAAUGAUGUUUCACCAGACGAGGAUGUUGCAUUCUGGAGGAAUUUCACGAAGUUGAUUGUUGAUCUCUUUUAUGACUACACAGGCUCUGACCUAUUACUCUUGUCCGAUCUUUGUCAUAAUCUCUGGCAUAAAUUUGCAAAUCCUGUCAAUAAUGGAAGAUACAAGCCUUCCGAGUUCCUUCGUCUUUUCAGAGAUAUCAGAGACCAGAUUUUCAAUGAUAGCAUUGUGAGCAAUAGCUGCAUCACAGAUUACAUUACCAAAACCGAAGAAGUUCCUUCUAACGUUUCUCCGGUUGCAGAUUUGCCUUAUCAUUCCAAGUUUCUCUUAAUCGCAUCUUACUUGGCUUCAUAUGUGGAUCCAAAAAGUGACCUUAAUGUAUUUUCGAGAAUGAAAACACUAAAAAAGAGAAAAGAAAGGAAAACAACAGAAUCAUCCAUCAGCAAGAAAAACAUCAAUUCAAGACUAUUGUCAGCAUCAUUUUUCGAUCUAGAACGAUUGAAGGCGAUUCUUUCGGUGAUUUACAGAAACGAAUCAAAGUCGUUGUCACAAGAUAACCAAGAAUACUUGAACUUGUAUCAAGACCUUACGGAACGAGAACUCGCAAAGAAAGACAAUGAGUUUGCAACAUUUACCUUGAAUACUACAGUUGAUGUUAACACUCAGUUAUCUACUCUUGUAUCGUUGGGACUAAUUAAUAGAACCUAUGCUCUGGAUAUUCUAAGCUCAAAAAUUCGGUGGAAAUGCAACGUGGGUUGGGAUAUAAUAGAGAGUCUCGCCCGAGAAAUACUGUUUCCGAUUGAAAAUUAUAUACUUGAUAGAUAG
Clavispora lusitaniae ATCC 42720 is the source of this 1416-nucleotide messenger RNA. RefSeq names its product origin recognition complex subunit 5. NCBI's taxonomy places the organism in Eukaryota, Fungi, Ascomycota, Pichiomycetes, Serinales, Metschnikowiaceae. Gene Ontology annotation, molecular function: DNA replication origin binding. The record is from RefSeq and is a predicted model, not a curated record. Gene Ontology annotation, cellular component: nucleus; nuclear origin of replication recognition complex. Gene Ontology annotation, biological process: DNA replication initiation; DNA replication.